UUUACUCUCAUCCAUUCACACAUAGGGAACAAAGAAAGAUGAUGAAUAUUUUCGCUAUUACUCUUGUAUUAACCACACUUGUAACAGCAGGGGUCUUUUCUCCAAUCCCAGAAAAGAAAGAAGAAGUUAUAGUCAAAGAAGGUCAUAGAGUUGUAGUUGUUGAAUAUGAACCAAAUGAUGGAAAUACCAAGGUCUCAAUUUCCCCACAAGAAACAGACCAAAAAACAACAGCAGGGGUUGUUUCAGGUGUCAAAGAUAAAAUAUCAGAUACAGCAGAGACAGUUAAAGACAAAAUCAAAGAAGCUACAUCGUUUGGAGAAGAAGAAGGAAAAGAAAAUGGUGGGGUUCAUAAACCAACUGCUAGAGAACUUGUUUGUGAUGCUUUUGGGAAGUGCAAACAUAGGAUUGCAAGUGCACUAGGUGGAACCAAAGACACUGUUUCUGGAAAGAUGCAUGAAACUGAAGAAGAUGCAAAAGAGACUGUUGAAAAUGUUUACGACAAAGUGAAAGAUACAGUUGUUGGAAAAGCACAUGAGGCUUCAGUAAAGGCAAGUGAAGUGAAAGAAAAAUCCAAAGAUGUUGUUGAGGACAUAGUGGAAGAAGUAAAAGAAGGUGCUAAAGAGACUGCUGAGAAAGUGAGAGAAAAAGCUAAAGACGUGGGCGACAUAACAGGGACACUGAAGGGUGAUGUGAAGAGAAAUGCUUCACAAGAUCUUGAUUACAUAGAAGAAAAAGCGAAAGCAGCAAAAGAUGCAGUGAAAGAAGAUGCAAAUAGGCUUAAAGUGGAAGGCAAAAGGGAUAAUCAAGUAAUUCGGAGGUUCUUUUUUUAUGUGUCGGAAUACAUCGUAUCAGACAAGAAUUUUAGAUCUUUAAUGGGAAUGGUUCAUUUUCUUGGCUUUGCAUUGGCUUAUGGGGUGUGUAUUUGGGUGACAUUUAUCUCGAGUAAUAUUUUGGCAAGAGCAAUGCCAAAGCAGCAAUUUGCGAUGGUACAGAGUAAGAUUUACCCUGUUUACUUCAAGACUAUGACUUAUGGCGUCGCCACAGCGUUUUUCGGCCAUUUCAUGAGCCAGAGGCAUCGAUAUUAUUAUGCGAACAGGGCUGAAACAAUCCAGGGUUUCCUUUUUUUGGCCUCAAUAUGCACGAAUUUGAUCAACUCCUUCGUCUUGGAGCCUCGAUCCUCCAAGGUGAUGACGGAGAGAAUAAAACUGGAGAAAGAGGAAGGAAAAGGAAAAGAUAUAUUUAGCGUAGAACCAAGCACUUCAAGUGUGGACGCCCUGAAAGAUCCAACAGGAAUAAAAUCAGGCAAAGAAGCAACAAGUAGUGAAGGACCUGCAGAAACACACCAAGAGUUGUCUGAGGAAGCAGCAAGAGUGAAACCUCAAGUUGAGAAAUUGAGUCAGAAACUAAAGAAGUUGAAUGUCGUCUCAUCUUUUUUUAAUGGACUCACACUAAUGGCUCUUAGUUAUCACCUUGUUCACCUAAGCCAAUUAGUGCAUGCCACCAGUUAUUAACACAGCAAAGCUCAGACAGAAGCUCCUCUCAGCAACAGCAAAUCUACUAGUUAUGAUUUUUUUUUUCGUCCUUUCUUAAGAGUUAUUCUUGUACUUCAUUAACGUGGAAUCUGAAUUCGAACUGUCCGUAUCGGUGUGAAUUUGUGAUUUGAAGUAUAGUUUCCAUUAGUUUUUUAAUAUCU
Messenger RNA from Nicotiana attenuata, 1693 nucleotides. RefSeq lists its product as uncharacterized. Lineage: Eukaryota; Viridiplantae; Streptophyta; Magnoliopsida; Solanales; Solanaceae. The transcript has 2 exons. The record is from RefSeq and is a predicted model, not a curated record. The coding region runs from base 39 to 1511 and encodes 490 amino acids.